Trichoderma harzianum CBS 226.95 is the source of this 2136-nucleotide messenger RNA. RefSeq lists its product as hypothetical. Gene Ontology annotation, molecular function: nucleic acid binding. The transcript has a single exon. NCBI's taxonomy places the organism in Eukaryota, Fungi, Ascomycota, Sordariomycetes, Hypocreales, Hypocreaceae. The record is from RefSeq and is a predicted model, not a curated record. Bases 210 to 1898 code for a protein of 562 amino acids.
UCUCCUUCUCGCAGCUCCGUUUGCCAUUCUGCAUCAUUCACUGAGCCCGCGUUCUGGAGCCUUCUAGGGUUCAAAUAGACCUGGUUAUAGCCCCCAUGAAGACUUGAUAGCUACAUCUAUCCUCUUGCUCAGCACCCUCGAUUCUUGACGCAAACGCAUCCUGCUUCUCUCAGUCAUCAGGCCUCUUGUCUUCGAUCCCGUCUCUAGUCAUGGGUUCCGCAGCCUAUCACGACUUCAACCCCGACGGCUGCGGCGUCGACGACGUUCCCAGGUUCAGCCUCUCCCACUCUCCUGAGAGCCUCAAGACGGCCACCACUCCAGGCACCCCAGACGACCUCCAGAGCGAGUUUGGCGAUGCCAUCGCUGCUGCUCAAAGCUCCUCUGCUUCUGCUUCUGCUUCUGCUGCCAGAGCUACCUCGGCCCUCAGAGUCUUCACCCAUCGCCCCAACGACUCCAUGUCGUCCAUCAGCGAGUUUGCCACGGCUGCCAAUGGCCCCAAGCCCAUGCUCGGCGCCGAUAUUCCUCGCUUCUGCGGCAACUUGGGCAUUGGCAAUCGUGCUGCUGCUCAGAUCUGGGCACCGCCGUCGGUGCCUCUCGACCACGGCGCUGCUGUCGAGAGACAGAAUGCCGCGCACUUUCGAUGGGGCUCGUUGGACGCUCACAGGAGCUUGGUUGCUGGCCAUGGACAUGAGAACCCAUUGUCGCGUCUUCCGCCUUUCUUGGCCAACCAGCACCAGCUUCCUACCAUCGUCGACAGCCCCAUCAGCGUGACUCGUCCGUAUGGCCCUGAAGCUGUUGCUUCUGCUCGUUCAUACAGCUCCGAGACUGUUGCUUCUGAGAGACCAUUUCCUCGCCAGCCAUUCACGCAGCCGAAUGUGCUUCGUCAGUAUCACCAUGACAACCAAGGCCUCCCCGUGAGACGCUACAUCCCUCCAUCCAGCAAGAGCAACUCUUCUUUCGACCUCUCGGAGAUCCAGAGUGCCUUGCUAAGCUCGACUGCUGCGUCCGAAAUCGACGACACUCAGCCUCUUGGGAUCGACAUCCUCCGUCUCUCUCCUCCCCGAACUGACCCUAUCCGACAGCCUAUCCCUCCUCCUUCUACCGUCCAAGUUCCUCCCAACAUCAACAUCAACACCCAUGAACAGCCUCAUGGCUUCUUGCCCAUGCAAGCCGUAAUGCAACAAACUCCCCCCGGAGUCUUCACCCACGAAGCCUGCGGCGACGGCUUUGGUUCGUCCAAGUUCUCGACUCAAUAUCACGGCAUGCACACCGAAACCAACGCCAGCGCCGAACAUCUCGCUCCCGAGCAAAACUGCGCUCUCUGGCUCACCAACCUGCCCCCCGGAGUGUCCACCCACGAGCUCCUCACCGCCAUCCGCAACGUCGGCCGCGUCUGGUGCAGCUACGUCAACUAUCCCGACUACGUGACCCAUCAGACCGCCGCCGCCAAAGUCGUCUUCUUCACCCCCGAGGCCGCCCAGUCGCUCCUCAGCGUCUCCUGGACCCGCGGCCUCUACAUCCAGGGCUACCGCGUCAAGGUCUCGCACAACCGCAUCAAGUACGGCAGCCACGCCAUCACGGGCAAGAUGUCGCGGUGCCUCAUCAUCACGGGCCACGCCGACUUUGUCAACGAGGCCAGCCUGAGCAAGUUCUUCAAGGACCGCUUCAUUUACCAGGUCGACGAGGUGGUUGAGCUGAUCAAGGCCGGGGGACGGGCUGUUGUGGAGUUUAAGUUUGGGAGCUAUCGCUGCCAGUCGCAGAUGGGCAAGAUGUCCCUGGAGAAGGAUCGCCCUGCUGGCUUUGAGAAGGUCGAGUUUGGAGACGAUCCCUGCGAGGUUGGCGAUACCAUGUCGUCGUAUGGGAUUGCCGCAGAGAGAAUCCAAGGCAGGGGUCUUUGAUUGAGCAAAGUGUCAAGUUUGGCCCGCUUGGGUAUGCAUAGAUGGUUUUGAAGGAAUAUGGUUUGGAAUGAAUGGUCAUGGAAAUGUUUUCUCUAUUUUCUUUUUCCUUUUCUGUUUAGCACCGACGACUUUCUCAGGGUGGACAUUGCUCUAAUCAAUGACUUUGUUGGUUUACAGGUUGGAUGAUGGUGGAUUUUUUCUUUUAUCUUGCUCGACAGGACAUCAGGCAUCAAGUUCG